AUUAGGUUAACAAGAACAACUUUAACCCAUUAUCAUUGUAGGUUAACUAGGCCCGCUGAAGUGUCGGAAAGGAUGGAGUACAAUUCGGACGAACUUUGCGCUCCUUCGUGGUUGAACGAUGAGUUUUUUCUGAAAGUGAUGAGAGAGUUCGAAAACGAUGCCACGGUGCGCUUGACGGCCGAUUGUCCGCUACGGCCCGGUACGAAAGCUGGUGAUCAUUUCGCCAGCGUCAUGUACCGAACGAAGGCCCAAUAUCGGGCCACGAACGGUGAGCAGAAAUCAAUUGACCUCAUUGUGAAGAUAAAGCCGACGAUGGAUGGGCUGAAGAAGGAGUUGCUUGAUGAGGAUGACUUUUUUGGAAGAGAAAUCCGCAUGUACACUGAUGUGCUUCCGCGAAUGGGUCAGCUGUUGGCGGGCAUCGGAGAGGACUACAAAUACCCCAGACUGGUCUAUUCGUCUCGCACGCCUCAUACCAUCCUCGUGCUGGAGGACAUAAGCUCCGAAGGAUGGGUUACGCAAGGGUUGGUACCAACAUUCGCGGAACUAAAGCCCGCCGUGCGCAAUAUUGCGAAAUUUCACGCCGCCUCGAUGGCACUGGCACAGAGUGUAAGCCACAUUAAACCGUUACGGGGGUUGGUCCUCAAUUUGGCUAAUUUUGAGGAACGCUUUUGCCAGGACCCAUCGUUCGUCGUCCUGAACAAAUGCACCGUACUGGACACGUUUCGAACGAUGAAACCCAUGACGGAUGCUUGUUUCGCGUCGUUCAUUCGCUUCGUGAGCGACACUCUGAACCUACCGGAGUUCGUGGGACCGCUGGAACGCUUUCACGAGCAGUUAACCGAUCAUCUGAAGGCGGCGUACGCCACAUCGACCGUCUGUGCGAACGUGCUCAUCCAUGGAGACUUCCAUUUCAAAAACCUACUCCAUCUACGGCGUGCGGACCAAAUUAGCGACACCGUGUUCGUGGACUACCAAAUGUGUGGCUGGGCUUCGCAGGUGGUGGAUCUGAUUUAUCUCACCUAUAUGAUACCGGAGCAGUCGGUUAAGGACAACCAUCGCGAUGAGAUUGUGUACUGUUACCAUCAGACGUUCGGUAGCAUCCUGCAACAGCUGCAAAUGGGCGAUCACGUUCCCAGACUGAUCGAUGUACAAUCGGAACUUUUGCGAGUUGGUGGCCUAGAACUCUUUCACUACGUUGUGUUCUCGGCGUUUCGCUACAUCGACAUGUCCACGGUUGAUCCUGAAGCGUUUUUCUUGGGGCGCAUCGAAAAUCCUGCCUUCGAGAUGGCAGAAUUUAGAUGUACUAUCGCAAAGGAGUUGAACCGGUUCCGGCACCAGGGCAUCUUGGAGGUUGCAAAGUGGCCCCGCGAAUCAGUUUCAGUUUCGCGGCUACAGUCUCCGAUAGCGGACGGGUAUUCGCUUGUGUUUGCGAUGGCGUACAAUCACGACGAACUGGUCGCUCCGGCCUGGUUGAACGAUGAGUUUUUCCUCAAAGUUGUGCGCGAAUUAGACAACGAUCCAACGAUCGAGCUCACCGCGGAAUGUGUCCUGCGUCCCGGUACGAAGGUGGGCGAUCACUAUGCUAGUGUUAUGUUCCGUACGACUGUGAGCUACCGAUCGAAGCGCAGUGAGGAGGAGAACUCGAUCAAUCUGAUCAUGAAAACGAAGCCCGAAGCGGAAGGGUUGAAGAAGGAUCUACUAGAGGACAACGAUUUGUUUGCGAUCGAAAUUCGAAUGUACUCCAAAGUGUUGCCGGAAAUGGCGAGACUGUUGAAAGAGAUUGGCGAGGAGUACAAGUAUCCGAGGUUUAUCUACGGCACUUUGCAGCCGCACGCAAUUCUUAUACUGGAGGACAUCAGCAACCAGGGCUGGGUGAUGGCUAAUCUCAUCAAAACUUUCGACGACAUGAAACCGAUCGUAAAGGACAUUGCCAUGUUUCAUGCGGCCUCCGUGAUCAUAGAAAGCAAUGAUCCCAAGUUUGUGGCCGAGAACAGCUUUUCGAUGGCGGAGACAAUGCUGGGAUUCGAGGGACUGAUCAACAAGGGGUUUGGGGAGUUGUUUCAUCUGACGAAAAUGUAUCCCGAGUUUGCCCACUUCCAGAACCCGCUGGAGAACUUUGAAAGAAAUCUUCGGGACUUUUAUGUGGCCCUCUACAAACCUUCGAAAACGUUCCAGAACGUGCUGAUCCACGGUGAUUUUCAUUAUAAAAAUAUGCUCCAUCAAAUCGAUGGCGAAGGGCGGCACACAGAUACCGUUCUGCUUGACUAUCAGAUCUGCAGCUGGACGACGCCGGCGAUCGAUCUGUACUUUCUGCUCGACGCGAUUCCGGAGCAAGACGUGAAGGACAAGCAUCGCCAUGAGCUGAUCUAUCUGUACUAUCAGCAGUUCAGUGAUCUGCUGAGGCGAUUGGGUUUCCUGGGUAAAAUACCUACGCUUCUGGACCUGCAGAUGGAGCUUCUACGAUGCGCAGGACUCGAAAUGUUCCACUACGCUGUCUUCAUGUCGUUCCGCUACCUGGAUCCAACUUCGAUGGAUUUUGAAGGCUUGCUCAAGGGUGAAAUCGACAAUCCUGUAUUGAACAAUCCCGAGUACAAAAAGCUGAUGCAUUACGUUCGACGGGUUAUUCCCUUAAUCGAUUCCACGAUGGCAUAUAAUCACGACGAGUUGGAGGCUCCGGCCUGGUUGAACGAUGAGUUUUUCCUCAAAGUGGUGCGCGAAUUAGACAACGAUCCAACGAUCGAGCUCACCGCGGAAUGUGUCCUGCGUCCCGGUACGAAGGUGGGCGAUCACUAUGCUAGUGUUAUGUUCCGUACGACUGUGAGCUACCGAUCGAAGCGCAGUGGGGAGGAGAAGUCGAUCAAUCUGAUCAUGAAAACGAAGCCCGAAGCGGAAGGAUUGAAGAAGGAGCUGCUCGAUGACGAUAGCUUGUUUGUGAUCGAGAUUCGUAUGUACUCCAAAGUGUUGCCGGAGAUGGCAAGACUGUUGAAAGAGAUUGGUGAGGAGUACAAGUACGCGAGGUUUAUCUACGGCACUUUGCAGCCGCACGCAAUUCUUAUACUGGAGGACAUCAGCAACCAGGGCUGGGUGAUGGCUGAUUUUGUAAAAACCUUCGACGACAUGAAACCGAUCGUGAAGGAUAUUGCAAUGUUUCAUGCGGCUUCGAUCGUGAUGGAAGCUAAUGAUCCCCAUUUUGCCGCGGAGAAUAAAUUUUCGAUGGCCGAAAAGUUUAUGGGUUUCGACGGCAUGAUUCAGCGAGGGUUUGGCGAUCUGAAGGAGUUGAUUCGGAAGAACUCGGCCGAUUUUGCUCACUUCGAGCAGCCGUUGGAGAACUUUCAGAAGAAUCUUCGGGACUUUUAUGUGGCCCUCUACGAACCUUCGAAAACGUUCCAGAACGUGCUGAUCCAUGGUGACUUUCACAGUAAAAAUAUGCUCCAUCAAAUCGAUGGCGAAGGGCGGCACAAGGAUACCAUUCUGCUCGAUUAUCAGAUCUGCAGCUGGACGACUCCGGCGAUCGAUCUGUACUACCUGCUCGACAUGAUUCCGGAUCAAGCCGUGAAGGACAACUAUCGCCAUGAGCUGAUCUAUCUGUACUAUCAGCAGUUCAGUGAUCUGCUUAAGCGAUUGGGUUUCCUGGGUAAAAUACCUACGCUUCUGGACCUGCAGAUUGAGCUCUUACGGUGUGGAGGACUCGAGCUGUUUCACUACGCGGUCUUCAACUCGUUCCGGUACAUGGACCCAAACACUUUGGACAUCGAAGCGCUCCUUAAGGGCGAAGCAGAAAAUCCUGCUUUAGGUAAUCCCGAGUUCCAGAAACUGAUGUUCGUCGAACUAACCCGAUUCUUGCGGCAAGGAAUUAUGAGCAGUGCUUAAAACGUGGCUCACAAUCGCAAUCGCGCGCGCGCGUGCGUUCAGCGGGUGACGGAUUAUGUGAAGAUAACGAAAUA
This is a messenger RNA of Anopheles bellator, 3944 nucleotides long. RefSeq lists its product as uncharacterized. The record is from RefSeq and is a predicted model, not a curated record. NCBI's taxonomy places the organism in Eukaryota, Metazoa, Arthropoda, Insecta, Diptera, Culicidae. The coding region runs from base 73 to 3870 and encodes 1265 amino acids. The transcript has 11 exons.